AAAAAAGUAGUAUGAAGAUUAAUAAAAAUGUGACAUAAUUGUGGUGGAUUUAUCCGAAAAGAAAAAGAAAAAAUGAUGAUUGGGAGAAUGUCUUGAAAACCAUAAUCAAGGGGCUUCAUCACAAGCGUUCCUUUCUUUCCCAGUCCUCUCAUGCAUCCCCAUUCCCAGAAUCUCCAUUGAUAUCCUUCAAAAAUCCCCAUUAUCACUAUAUUCGCACGUAUACAUAUACGAUGGAAGCCCCACCUACGCCGGCGGUGCUACCGCAACACUUCAGAAUCAGUCAGCAUCACAACCCCCGCCCUUACGGCGGAGGCAAGGAUGGCGGUCCUGUUGAAUUGGCGAAGGAACCAUCGCAUUCCGACGACAAUAACGUCAAAGAAGACAGGUGCGGGGCGGAGCUUCGGGCGCAACUGGAUUGUAACCUAACCUCACUGUGUGACCACAUCCAAUUGGAGGGAUUCAAUAAUGGCUCAUUCUCCGAUGUCGUCGUACACGCCAUGGGAUCAGUUUACCACCUCCAUCGCCUUAUCCUCUCCCGAAGAUCUUACUUCCGAAACAUGCUCCAGGGCCCUUGGAAAGAGGUCAAUGCUCCUGUUCUGACCUUGCAUGUGGAUGAUAACAAUGUAGAUGGGGAUGCAAUGGCAAUAGCUUUGGCAUAUCUCUAUGGACACCACCCUAAGCUUGAUGAGAGUAAUGCAUUUCGAGUUCUAGCUGUUGCAUCUUUUCUUGAUCUUCAGGUAUCCAGUGCUAACCCAAUUUUGCACUUCACUCCGGUGAAAUGGAUGGAUUCUUCACCUCUUCUCUCUAUUCUGGCUUAUAAGAAACUCGUCUGUAACCAAAGUAUUCAUAUUCCUGUAUUUGCUGAGAACCAAGAUUAUGGUAUACAUGGAGAGAGAGUUAGAAAUGCUUGCUGGGGAUACCUCUGUCAAAGUGGUGCCAGGGAAUUGAAAGAGGUGCUUCCAAGACUUUCUCCUCAAACAUUGCACGCUUUGCUCACCUCAGAUGAAUUAUGGGUGCCUAGUGAAGAGAAACGGUUUGAGCUGGCAUUAUACAUUCUUCUUACAAAAGGUACUCUCUGCAAGGCAGAACACCAUGAGCAAGGAAGUUCAAAUUCUGAUGCUGUAACAGGCAUUCAUUCCGAUGCUUAUAUAGAGAACGGAAAACAUUUAGUUGAUGGGAGCGCUAGAGACAUGCUAGAAUCUGAAGGGUUCGGAAAACUAAAAGAUGAAGUUGAAGGUCACUAUACUGCUCGUAAUAUCUUGGUUGAGCUUGUGGACUGUGUUGUGGAUUUCCAUUCUGAUUCUGCCAACUGUAAGCAACAGGUGCAAAAGUCGGUAUGCAGUCAAUCAAACUUGGAGUCAAGAUACCAAAUCAGCUCUGAACGACCUUCAGCAAGUAACAAAGCAUACUCAGAUGAAGUUCGCACAUCAUAUUCUUAUCUAAAUAUGCCAAUUGGAGUUGGAAUGAGUGGAUCAAUGGGCAAUGGUGUAACCAUGGAAGGGCCGUCUGAUGAAGAUUCAAGCUACCAACUGAACAACCGUUUGCCUCUAGGAGAUCAAAUGUGCUGCAUGUCUAUUAACUCUUCCUGUAAUAUGCUGAUACCCAAUGAAUGGGGAAGAUGCAACAUGCAGCCUCUGUCAUGGGGUGGUAGGAUUGUGGGCAGAAGAGAGGUGAAAACUUGCCUAAAACGUCAAUGUGGGGUGAGCAGGGAAGAUUAUGAUGCUUUUGUCAACAUUUUUGAAGGAGGCUCUCUUUUGUAUUGUAACAUGUCCUUUGAGGCGCUCUUGAAUAUGAGAAAGCGACUUGAAGAAAUAGGUUUCCCUUGCAAAGCUGUGAAUGAUGGUUUGUGGUUGCAGAUGCUCUUAAGCCAGCGGGUGCAAGAAAUUGGUACAGAUACGUGCAAGAAUUGUUGGCUUGGGAGUAUGGCAUGCAUGUGCAAGCAGCCAUUUGAGUAUUCACGUGGAGUUACAGCAAGUGGAUACUACACACAACAGCAUGACCACAAUAAUUUAUCCAAUGAUAUAGGGCAUGUAUAUGUAACUAAUUCUGCCCAAGGAGAGAGAAAUGGCCAUUUUAGGCCUGUACGGGUACAUGGCAGGGGGCCUAAUGAUGGGCUAGCUGGUAUUGGACGUGGAACUACAUUUGUGCCUGCAGCUGCUUGGCCUCCAACGCGUUAUGUCUUUUCUCGUGUACCAUUUGGUAUGGGCAACCUGCACAGUCAGCAAGCUUUUGGUAAUGAUGAUCCAGAGAAUAGAGGUGACAACAAUGGGGACUAUGCCGGUGAUGGAUUGACAGCUUUGGUUGGGCUCAGUCAGGGAGCAAAUAAUGUAUCUAGCAUUCUGGGGGAGCAUAUGGAACAAGAUUACGAGACUGAUCAGCGAAGAAAACUGGCAGGAUCCUCGGUUAGUGGGCCUAGUACCAGUCGUAUUCCUGUGCAAAUGAUGGACUCAUCUGAGCAUGCCAUUGGGAUUGAGUGGGAGAAUGCUAACAGUUCAAUAUCAUUAGAUCUGAAGACACCCUUGUGUCACUUCCCUCCUUUCCGAUUUUCGGUUGAGUUUCAGGAUGUGCACAGGCUCAGUGAUGGACAAGUUAAGCACUCUUCCGAAGUAUUCUAUGCUGGUUCCUUGUGGAAGGUUAGUGUUCAAGCUUUUAGUGAUGAAGAUCCUCAGGGACGCUGUACGCUUGGUCUGUUUCUCCACCGAAGGAAGGCAGAGAUCAGUGAUCCACUAAGAAAGGUCCAUAUGUAUGUGGAUACUCGCGAGAAGGUUACAGCUAGAUAUCAGUUGAUUUGUCGGUCGAAAAGAGAAGUGAUGGUGUUUGGGAGCUUUAAACAAACAGGAACGCUUCUUCCAAAAGCGCCCAAGGGAUGGGGUUGGCGAACAGCUUUGUUAUUCGACGAGCUUGGUGAUCUCCUCCAAAAUGGGGCCUUGCGAAUAGCUGCUGUUGUGCAACUUAUUUGAUGCUGCUUGAGGUAAAUGAAAUAUGGCAUUUAAUAA
Messenger RNA from Olea europaea var. sylvestris, 2996 nucleotides. RefSeq lists its product as uncharacterized. The transcript has 12 exons. Bases 231 to 2960 code for a protein of 909 amino acids. Gene Ontology annotation, molecular function: protein binding. Lineage: Eukaryota; Viridiplantae; Streptophyta; Magnoliopsida; Lamiales; Oleaceae. The record is from RefSeq and is a predicted model, not a curated record.